Molecule: messenger RNA, 1567 nt
Organism: Bolinopsis microptera
Lineage: Eukaryota; Metazoa; Ctenophora; Tentaculata; Lobata; Bolinopsidae
Product: carbohydrate sulfotransferase 11-like
Exons: 1
Coding region: 459-1424 (321 amino acids)
Biological process (GO): carbohydrate biosynthetic process
Cellular component (GO): membrane
Molecular function (GO): sulfotransferase activity
Source: RefSeq, a predicted model, not a curated record
UAUUAGCUCCAGUAUUUGAUAUGCGAUGUAUGAUGCCGGACGAGGACCAGCUUUAUGAUGAUAACAACUUUACUCUCUCUCUUGACUUUACUACACUGGUACAGUAGUUCUGUUAACCUGUCUCUCACCAUCAAGCCUAGAAACAGUGUAACUACUCAGGGUGUUACAUAUAAACCUGAGUCCAAUAAAGGUGUUACUCAGAGUUUCGUUAAACCUGAGACAAUAAAACAGGAUUCUGUGAGUUGGCUUUAUGAUGCUCCUAAUAUUAAAAUACAUCUGUCACAGAGGACAUAUUACCGGAUUAUUUUGACCCCGAUAUUGAUCAGGUAUCUCAGUUUGAGCGUUAUCACAACAGAACGCAAGCUAUUUUUGAUAAGAGACUUGAAACUCUCGAAAAGAGUUGUGCAGGGAUCAGAAGAUACGAGCAAGAUUUUAUCUUUUACUUCCCAGAACUGAGGAUGGGUUGGUGCCCGGUGUUCAAAGCGGCGAGUACUAACUGGAAACAGUUCUUUUGUAAAAUAUACCUUCCACAUGUGUACGAUGAAUGGCGGAUUAAGACUGAUCAGGACCCUUACUGUCCGUUGGGUAAACUAAUGACGGAUCACUUAGUUAGAAACCUAGAAAUUAAAUUGAAGCAGCAGAGUAAAGUUCAACCAGAGUUUGAUGGGUUGGGAGCACUGAGUGAUCUGAGGAGUGGGUUAGCAGAUUCAGUAAAGUUCCUAACAGUACGCCACCCUUACGAGAGGUUAGUCAGCUUGUACACUAACAAAUUUAAGGAUUGUGUCAGUCGUAUGUACUCAAAUCCAGACGGGGCCAUGGUCAAAAUAUUCCAGCUGUACAGAAAAACUGAACAGAAGUUUUCUCCCGAGGAGAAAGCAAGACUGAUAGAAGAGGCGAGGAGUGAGUGUUUGAAACCUCUAGAUGAGAGACAGAUAGAUAAAGAUAACCCUUAUAUGAACCCUAUGGGAGCUACCUUUAAAGAGGUUAUGCAGUUGAUCAUAUCAAACUUUAUGAAUAGGGUGGGGCCAGACUUUCACUGGAUUCAAGUAACCAAGUCAUGUGAUGUCUGCUCUAAGAAGUAUCAAGUUAUAGAAAAGUUCGAAACGUUGGAGCGGGAUCAUUAUUUCCUGCUGAAGAUUCUAGGAGAGGAAGCGCGGUAUCCAGACAUAGCAGGUUCCCAUGAUAACCCUAGUGUCAAGGGACGCAACCCUCACGAACUCGUUUUUCACUACUUCUCACAGUUAGAUGAGAAUAUGUUGUGGGACCUACAAGCUGUGUAUAAGGACGACUUUAAUGCUUUUGGUUACAAUCCACAUUUUAGAGUGAGGAAGAAUCCCUACAAUAUCCAGAAAAGUCAAUGCGGCACUCGGGUCCUUGGUAUUGUCGUCGGUAUAUUUUCCAUUAUCUACGUUCUGCUUUUAUAGUUCAAACAAUAGUGAGUUCUAAAUAUACAGCUUUAUAAACCGACUAAGUAUGAAUGAAUGAAAUACCUGACAAUCCGCACUCCUAUAAUUCAAAAGCAUGAGUAACUCGUAGUGAUACGUAUGAUUUCUAGAAACUUUAAAUU